GGCUACGUUUGGCUCCCAUUCACGCGCCUCUUCACAUUCUUGAGUUUGCAUUGCAGGCAGCUUUUUUUUCUGGAGAAACACACAAGUGAUUCAACUCGCAUUGGAGCACCAGUUGCCACCGGGUUUAGUCGUGUUUUUUUAACAGAGGCAUUUGUAUGAACUUUUAUCUUUAAACUCUGUUAAUUAUCCUACCCAAUUUGGAUAGGCUACGUUUUCUCUCCUGUGCCACAUCUCCACACUAAAGGAGCAUGAGCAGUUGGUGAGCUGAAUACCAACAACUAAAUCUAUAGAUCUUUAUAACUUUGGUUGAUGUUGAUGCGCAUUUCACCGUGCGCUAUUGAGAUGGCAAAACCUUUGGAUCACAUAAAGAGGCCCAUGAACGCUUUCAUGGUGUGGUCUCGCGGUCAGAGACGAAAGAUGUCACUGGAGAAUCCCAAAAUGCACAACUCUGAAAUCAGCAAAAGACUUGGCGCGGAAUGGAAGUUGCUUUCCGAAUCAGAGAAGCGACCAUACAUUGAUGAAGCCAAGAGAUUGCGCGCGCAACACAUGAAAGAUCACCCCAACUACAAGUACAGACCUCGGCGCAAACCCAAGAGCUUGCUAAAGAAGGACCGGUUCCUUUUCCCCUUUCCCUUCCUCGGGGACGCAGAACAUUUGAAAGGAUUUUCCACGGAGUCCAUUUUGGCUUCCGCUGAGAAAGCUCGAGCCCUUUUGCCGCCGACAUCAUCACCAUACUCGCUCCUUGACUCAGGUCAAUUCAGCACCGGUGCUGUCCAGAGGAUCUCAGAAAUUCCCCACGCUCUGGCUGCCAACGGCUUGUCAUAUGCGCCCUCUUUGGGAUACCAGACUGGCGCGUUUGGAAGUUUGGGAUGCCCCAGCCAGCACACUCAUACUCACCCGUCCUCCACGAACCCGGGGUACGCCUUGCCCUGUAACUGUGGCACCUGGUCGGCGACGGGUUUACAGCCUCAGGUUGCAUACAUCCUUUUUCCAGGUAUGGCCGGUAUAGACCCGUACUCCUGUUCACCACAUUCAAGUGUGUGACCACAUAAAGAAAAAACGCAUGUGAAUAAAAUACAUGAAUGUUCACAUCAUAACUGUCAAAAUAGUUUUGCUGUUGUCUCACAUCAAGGUGAGCAAUGGGCUAUAUCUACCACGCACGCGCAACGAGGACCGAUUCUGAUUAUGGUAAAACUGAAUAUAUCUAUUUAUUUACUGUAGAUAGGUCAAAUGAAUUUACAUUUUCAUUCUUGAUUGGUUUUCCUUAUUUAUAUGGAUUUUUCGUUCUGUAUUUAUGUUGUGUUUACUUCAUUAACUUUAUGAUGAUAUGGCAAUAUUUUUGGGAAAUAUGAUUUAGGUUAUUUUGGCAUUUCAAAAAAGGCAGUUACCAAACUUUAAAUCUCAAUUGUCAAUAUGCCUUCAAAAAUCUGGAUUUGUCUAUUGUCAAUUAAAAAAGUUUGUUUUUAACAGAUCAGACCAUAUUCCUUGGCAGCUGUUCCUAGCCAGCUACUAAUAAGUCAGUUUAUCAGAAGAUACAUUGUAAACGUACCAAUUCAGAUAGACCCCAAUGAGUCACCUUUGUCUUAUGAAAUUACCUCAUAAAUAAGACUGCAUCAAAGUAUAAUUUUGCAAAUGUCAUCUCACAUGUUCAACUAGUGGCCAGAGGAGGGCAGGAUAAACCUGUGAAUCAGUGAUGAUUUCUAACAGAAACAGACUCUUAGUGAUGUAAAAUGGAUGCUUUAUGUUAAACAAAAGAAUAAAGCAGUCAAUCGAUGUCUCUAUGAUUACUCAUUAAACAAGGAUCUGCAACAUAAUUGAGCAGUUUAUUACAAUAUAAUCAAUGAAUACCAUGAUGACCACUGCUACUGUGUUUUGUUGACAUGGACAUGAUCAUCUGCAUUCAAAUUAAUCUAGUUGAAGUGGCUUUAUAUUCAGUUUCACAUUUUACCUCCAUAAUGGUUAAGGAGGAUUGGAGUUGAGUUAACUGAUCUUAGAACAGCGUUUGAGGUCAAUCUCUACCUAGCUUUUAGUUUGUUGAUGAUUUUCAUCGGACCACAUUUACAUUCAAAUUCUGAAGCAAAGGAAGUUAUUUGUUAAACCACUUAUAAAAAAAAGGUAUUCCCUGCCCACCAAAGACGAUUGGCAAAAGCUCUCAAGAUUGUGUUACCAUGGUAUUUUUUAUCAAUAAUGUUAUUGGUCCAUAAUGGUCUACCAGUAUUGUUUGAUGGAAUCCAGACUGUUUAGUUUCACUGUAUAAAAACUUUCAGUGUGUAUAUGUCUGUGUGUGUGUAUGUGUGUGUGCUCUCAGUGCUUGAGAGAGGCUUGCGAUAAGAGAAGAAUGGAAAGCCUCUCCUGCCCAGUUGGAUUGUUGACAAAAUGAUCAUGUGAUUAAAAUGAGUUUCUGCUUGUUCUGAGUGUGAAAAGGAAUGAGUCUUACUAAGCAUCAUAUUAAAAGAAUUGAUGCGGUCACAUCAACAAAUCAUCAACACUAACGUCUGGGUGCCUAUACA
Messenger RNA from Oncorhynchus keta (chum salmon), 2510 nucleotides. Its product is annotated as transcription factor Sox-14-like. Bases 310 to 1044 code for a protein of 244 amino acids. Gene Ontology annotation, molecular function: RNA polymerase II cis-regulatory region sequence-specific DNA binding; DNA-binding transcription factor activity, RNA polymerase II-specific. NCBI's taxonomy places the organism in Eukaryota, Metazoa, Chordata, Actinopteri, Salmoniformes, Salmonidae. The record is from RefSeq and is a predicted model, not a curated record. Gene Ontology annotation, biological process: cell differentiation; negative regulation of transcription by RNA polymerase II; positive regulation of transcription by RNA polymerase II. The transcript has a single exon.